GUCAGAGGCAUCUGAAAGAGAGGCUGAGAGCUUUGUGCUGAGAGGCUCUCUCAGUCCUGAGGAUGAGAGCAGCCAGGGUGGGAAGAUCCUGGAGAUUUAACUACAGAACAUCAGGCAGUGAGAUAGCCGAAGCUUAAAUGUUUGCAUGCAUGUUCGGUUUUUUCACAUGCAAGCCAUGCGCAUUUUACCAAGCACACAAAAACAUCCUGCUUUUUACCCAUUUCCUGGGGCUCCAUUUCUGGUAGUGAUGCAUUCUUGGAUAGAUAAAAAAAGGUGGCGAAUUCAGAAUAACAACCAUGUGAUUGGCAAGCUCAUCAGUUGGUGGCACUACUUCAUUUUCUGGAGAGCCUAUACUUUUCUUACAAGUGCAUGUAGCCUCCUUGCUUCCUAGGAUUCUUCUCAGCCAGCAAAGAAACAAAAAGGAGGAAGUGCUCAAGGGAGCAAUGGGAAUUGAAGGCCAUGGUCACUUGAGAUAAAUGGCAGAUCACUGGGGAUCUAGUCUUACAGCUGCUCACUUAGGCCUGUUUCCUCUCUGCAGCCUACAUUUGUUUUCUGUGAGCUGCCACUGGCUCUUCUGGUGGUGGCGCUGGAGACACCAAGGCAGCUUGAUAGGUGCCAAACUUGAGGCAAGAUUAAGCCACCCACCUCAUCAUGAUUCAGCUGUGGAAAGUGGUGAGGCAUGUGCGACAGUUAGAGCUCCACAGACUGAUUCUGCUGCUUAUUGCCUUCAGCCUGGUCUCCAUGUGCUUCCUGGCUUACUAUGUCACUAACAGUCCCAAAAUCAAGGAACCACCCCCUCUGCCCUUCAGCGAUUGCAGUAAUCAACACAGGAUCCUCAUCCAGCCCCAGGCAAGCUGGAGGCUUACAAAAUCAGUGGACAACUCACGCACAGACCCUGUGGUGCUAGUUUUUGUGGAAAGCAUUUAUUCCCAAUUGGGUCAAGAGAUUGUGGCCAUCUUAGAAUCUAGUCGGUUUAAAUACAGGACAGAGAUUGCUCCUGGAAAGGGAGAUAUGCCCACUCUAAUGGACAAGGACCAUGGUCGCUAUGCUCUUAUUAUCUAUGAGAAUAUCCUUAAAUAUGUGAACCUGGAUACCUGGAACAGGGAUCUUUUGGACAAAUACUGUGUGGAAUAUGGAGUAGGAAUCAUCGGUUUCUUCAAGGCAAAUGAGAACAGCUUACUUAGUGCUCAGCUCAAAGGCUUUCCUCUCUUCCUACAUUCCAAUUUGGGACUGCGAGAUUAUCACAUCAAUCCCAGUGCCCCACUUCUGUAUGUUACCCAGGCUAAUGAAGUGGAACAGGGCCCUCUGCCUGGGGACGAUUGGACGGUGUUCCAGUCAAAUCACACAACCUACGAACCUGUAUUGAUGGCCAGCACCAAAUCGUCUGAGUCAAUCCCUCACCUGACUACGCACAGAGCUCUGCAUGCCACAGUGGUGCAGGAUCUUGGUCUCCAUGAUGGUAUCCAGAGGGUUCUUUUUGGUAAUAAUCUCAAUUUCUGGCUGCACAAGCUCAUCUUUGUUGAUGCGAUUGCUUACCUGACUGGCAAGCGUCUCUGUCUGACCCUUGACCGCUACAUCCUUGUGGACAUUGAUGAUAUCUUUGUGGGCAAAGAGGGGACACGCAUGAAGGUGUCUGAUGUAGAGGCUCUUUUAAACACUCAGAACAAGUUGAGGGCUCUGGUUCCCAAUUUCACUUUCAAUCUGGGAUUCUCUGGGAAAUUCUACCACACUGGUACAGAUGAGGAAGAUGAAGGAGAUGAUACGCUCUUGAAGAAUAGGAAGGAAUUCUGGUGGUUUCCUCAUAUGUGGAGUCACAUGCAGCCACAUCUCUUUCACAACGUUACUGUGUUGGCAGAGCAAAUGAAACUCAACAAGCAGUUUGCUUUGGAACAUGGGAUUCCCACAGAUAUGGGCUAUGCAGUAGCCCCCCACCACUCAGGGGUUUAUCCGGUUCAUGCCCAACUCUAUGAAGCAUGGAAAACUGUUUGGGACAUUCAGGUGACUAGCACAGAGGAAUAUCCUCAUCUUCGACCUGCUCGAUAUCGACGAGGGUUCAUCCAUAACGGAAUCAUGGUGUUGCCUCGCCAGACUUGUGGUCUUUUUACUCACACUAUAUUCUAUAAUGAGUAUCCUGGUGGCUCCAAGGAAUUAGACAAGAGCAUUCGUGGUGGUGAACUUUUCCUGACAGUGCUCCUGAACCCAAUCAGCAUCUUCAUGACCCACUUGUCCAAUUACGGCAAUGACCGGCUUGGGCUCUACACUUUUGAAAGCCUUGUCAAAUUUGUGCAGUGCUGGACCAAUCUUCGUAUUCAGACUUUGCCUCCAAUCCAGUUGGCCAAAAAGUAUUUUGAAAUAUUUUCAGAGGAAAAGAACCCUCUGUGGCAGAACCCUUGUGAUGACAAGCGGCAUAAGGAUAUCUGGUCAAAAGAGAAGACAUGUGACCGGCUUCCCAAGUUCCUUAUUAUUGGUCCUCAAAAAACUGGAACAACUGCUGUGCAUUUCUUUCUCUCUAUGCAUCCAGCUGUGACUAGCAAUUUCCCAAGCCCAUCCACCUUUGAAGAAAUCCAGUUCUUUAAUGGACCCAACUAUCACAAAGGAAUUGAUUGGUACAUGGAAUUCUUCCCCAUCCCUUCUAAUGCCAGCACAGACUUCAUGUUUGAGAAAAGUGCCAAUUACUUUGAUACCGAGGUAGUCCCUAAACGAAGUGCAGCUCUUCUUCCACAGGCCAAAAUCAUUGCUGUCCUUAUCAACCCUGCUGACCGAGCCUACUCUUGGUAUCAGCAUCAACGUGCUCACAAUGACCCUGUGGCGCUUAACUACACUUUUUACCAGACCAUUUCUGCUGGACCCCAGGCCCCUCAAGAGCUGCACAAUCUACAGAGUCGUUGUCUGAAUCCUGGAUUAUAUUCAACACAUCUGGAGAGAUGGCUAACAUACUUUCCAUCAGGACAGAUUCUGGUAGUUGAUGGGCAGGAGCUUCGACACAGCCCCUCCCCCAUUAUGGACAGCAUUCAACGGUUUCUGGGAAUUACACCACUGCUCAACUACACACAAGCACUAAAGUAUGAUGACACAAAGGGAUUUUGGUGCCAGCUGCUUGAUGGAGGAAAGACUAAAUGCCUGGGGAAGAGUAAAGGGAGAAAAUAUCCAGAGAUGGAUUCCUCGUCCCGCAUGUUCCUGGCAGAUUUCUACCAUGAGCACAACAUUGAAUUAUCCAAGUUGCUGAAUACGGUCAGGCAGCCUCUCCCCACGUGGCUCAGGGAGGAGCUGCAGAAUUCGAGCUGGAGCUGAAGCCCAGAUCUCCACGAGCAAGACUGCCAAACAAACUCAAGAGGGAGCCCUCGGGAAGGACACAUAUGUGCGUGCGCACACACAUACACACACCACUGCCAACUUUUUUGAAUCACCCAGAGAGGGAGGAGGAAGCGUGCCAUCUGUGGGCGAACCAUGCACCUUCAACUAUUUAUGGUUUGAUGCAGCUGAGAGAAACCUUCAGACCAUAAUUGCACAAGAUACUGUGCGGUAGUUGCCCACUGUUCCCAAAUUCUAUGGUAAAUAACAUAGGAAUGUGUGUAGCCUGUAAUUCCCAGAUGCAAGGAAGCUGAAAACAGCAUCUCCAAGGAGCAGAAGCAUGCAAAUGUGUAGGCUACUGUGACAUUUCUUGUUAAUGUCCGAAAUGCUCAGGAAACUAGCAAGUGAAUGUCUUACUAUUUGUGACAGCUCUGUUACGUAUAGGGUGGUGUUUCCAAAAUUCUUAGUCAUAGACACCCAGUGGCAUUUUCUUAAUUCCAUUUUAGUUGUUUCAUUGUUUCUACCCCAGGGGUCAGGGAAGCAAAAUAGGUGACGUCACUAGAAUGGUACAGACAUUCUCAGACAGAAAGUGGUUUGUGACAAGUAUAAGAUGGAGAGAAAUCCAAUGGGUUCUUUUCAGCUGCUGCAAGAAACGUAUCUUCAUCUGGGAUGAAAAGUUGUCCUCUGAUGCCCGCUGCAUGGAUUUUUCUUCUGCAUUUAGUUGUUAGUCGUCGCCUUUCAUUCCUUUUUGAGCACAGCAAGGAGAUUAUGAUUGAGAGGGAACAGAAUUGGUACAAAACUUGUCACUUUGCCUCAAGUGAGUCUCCAGUUUCCUUGUAGAACCUAUUCCUGUCUUAUCUUCUGCCUUGCUACCACAGUCUCUUGGAGUACAAAGCAGUUCCUUGCCCAUCUCUCAAACAUGCCUUAUGUACAGCGGCCCAGCAACUCCUAAGAAAACCAGUGCUGAGCUCACUGGAAAUAGGCAGACUUAGACAGGGAGACACCUUGGGGCAACAUCUGUAACUCGGUGCGUUCAUUGAACCAGGGAAGAAAGUGAUUUCAACCAAGCUUUCGCAUUGAGCCUUAGUUGUUGUGCAUUUUUAAUUGUGAAUUUACCAUUGUCUGUAAAUAUAUAAUAUGGACUUUAUAAUAUCUCAUUCAAUGUGUCCCCAAGCAGCGGGAAAUGUUGUGUAACCAAAAAUGUAACCCACCAACCUAAAACCCUGUGGCUGAAGAAAGAAAGGGGGAAAAAGUGCUGUUCUUCCUGCACUGGAUUCAUGUAUAUUGUCAUUCACAUUGAAUGAUACAAAUAAAUUCUUGGCUCUUGCAGCUGAGCACAAUGUCUAAAUAAAAAUUAGACAUAGCAUUUGGAUCAA
Pantherophis guttatus is the source of this 4667-nucleotide messenger RNA. The record is from RefSeq and is a predicted model, not a curated record. Lineage: Eukaryota; Metazoa; Chordata; Lepidosauria; Squamata; Colubridae.